Centruroides sculpturatus (bark scorpion) is the source of this 4668-nucleotide messenger RNA. It is a transcript of the gene Larp4B, whose product is annotated as la-related protein 4-like. The record is from RefSeq and is a predicted model, not a curated record. Bases 276 to 3098 code for a protein of 940 amino acids. Gene Ontology annotation, biological process: positive regulation of translation. The transcript has 18 exons. Lineage: Eukaryota; Metazoa; Arthropoda; Arachnida; Scorpiones; Buthidae. Gene Ontology annotation, molecular function: mRNA 3'-UTR binding. Gene Ontology annotation, cellular component: cytoplasmic stress granule; cytosol.
ACAUUAAAUCGAUUUUUAUCAAAACCGAAUAAUAAUUAUCUAUUCGCUUCGUAUGACAUCGGUCUUAGUCGGAUAAUGCCAGAGGCUAAAUAAGAGGCGGAAGACCUCGUUCGAGCGUUAGAACACGGGUCUUCCUGCUAGCUGAAAGGUUCGCCGAUGCGUGGGCACGAUGAGUAUUAGUGUGCGAGGUAGGCGUCGCUAGGGCAGUAGCGACGUUGGGCCGCCGUCGGUCGAGUGUCGAUGUGCUACAAUAUGUGCGAACCGGCCGAAUCGAAAUGUUCGGAUAUUGUCAUCGAUGCGUAGCGGAGUCAACUCGGGCCUGGUUAGGCGGGCCGGCCCGAUUUCCCGUACCUCAACGUUGGAACGAUUGGUCUUCUUCACCAAAUUCUAGCUUUGAUUCUCGCGGGACUUACAUAUGUUGCGCUUAUAGUCCGAGGUGUUUUAUUAUACAGAAGGUAAAACCAAACCAGGCUUUAAAUCCAAAUGCUGAUGUUUUCUAUAGUAAGGAUGAAGUUAUUUCUGAAGAAUUACUCUCAGAUAUAAAUGCUGAAGAUCAUACUUGCUCGUUAACUGAUGAACAAUUACCAGAUGAUGUCUGUACACAAGAUGGUGAGAGUUUAUUUCCUGAAGAUGGGUCCAAAUUGGAGAUAGCUGUUGAGGAUUGUAGUGGCAAUGAGCAAGAAUUACCUGUGGCAAUGAAUGGCACUGCCAAUGUUGAUUUGCCCUUGGACCUUCUGUCUCUUUCUCAGGAUCAGGUUGAAUCUGACACCCCUAAUAUUCAACAAACAGAUGAUAUCCACUCUUCUGACGGGACCAUUCCCCUUCCUCAGCUAAGAAGUCUGUUACAACAACAAUUAGAGUAUUAUUUUUCCAGAGAAAACUUGGCCACUGAUACCUAUUUAGUUUCUCAGAUGGAUAGUGAUCAGUAUGUACCAAUUGGCACUGUUGCCAACUUCAACCAAAUUAAAGGCCUUACAAAAGACAUUAAUUUAAUAGUUGAGGUUCUAAGAGAAUCCCCCCAUGUUCAAGUUGAUGAUUCUGGAAAGAAGGUACGCCCAAGCCAUAAACGUUGUGUGUUGAUUUUAAGAGAGAUUCCAGAAACAACACCUGUAAAAGAAAUAGAAUCUCUAUUUGACAGUGAAAACUGUCCAAAAUUUGUAAGCUGUGAAUUUGCCCAUAACAACAGUUGGUAUGUAACAUUUGAAUCAGAUGAAGAUGCUCACCGUGCUUAUUGCUACCUUCGUGAAAAAGUCAAGACUUUUCAGGGAAAGCCAAUCAUGGCCCGUAUCAAGGCCAAGUCCAUUACUCGUGCCUCCUUCAUUCAGCCAUCCAAAAAUGGCUUGCGUCAACCUGUAGAAUCAACGAUGUAUCUAAAUCAACCACAACAGCAGCAGCAGAGAUACAAUUAUGGAAGUAUACCUACAGUACCAUAUAAUAAUCAACAAGUAUAUCCUCCUUUUUAUCCUCCAACAAUGUUGCAAGCUUGGGCUCCAGCAACUCCAGCUUGUUUUGAUUUGGGUGCAGUAUUUUCAUUAAAUGGGCUUGCACCUCAAGCUUCUUUUAAACCUAUUGGUAAUAAUGGCAGACACAAUCUUCAUAUGCUAAGAGGAAGGGGUUCAAAAUCAUAUAAUCGUAUGCAUCAAAAUUAUGAUACUGACCAAGGUAGUCGAUUGUAUGACCGCAGUCAGUCGUUGCCUUAUGUUCGUCAACAACAUACCAUGAUGAAUGGUACUUCUGGUACAUUGACUUAUUUUCCAUAUGCCUUUAAUUCUAGAAAUCCUUAUGCCUUUGGACUAGAUGUUCAUGAUAUAUUUGCAUCAAAUACUCAAUAUUCUAAAAGGCAAGACUCGUAUUCUUCCCUUUAUUCACAUACAUCUCAUGCACAGUCCCAGACAUCCAGUCAGUCUAGGAAUUUUUCAAAGCAGGAAGUAACUGUAGGUGCCAGUCAUCCAACUCCAGUGCAAGAAUCAAGGAUAGCUUCUGAAUUAGUAAAAGAAUUACCAGGACAACCACAAAGGAAUAGGAACAGAAGAAAAAAGAAAGAAGAAGUUAACAAAUCUGGUGAUGCAAAUGGAAAUGGGUUAGACUAUGGCAACAAAUCUCCCAGUGCCAAACAAGAAUGCCCUAAAUUUGAUCUUGAGGCUUCAUCUUUUCCUCCACUUCCAGGGUCACUUGAAGCUGAAGGCUAUGAUGCUGAUAUAUUUGAAAGUCGUUUAUCAGAUGUCGUCAAAGGUACAGUUAAGCCAUCUAUGAAAGAUAGCAAAACUCAAACAUCUGAAUCAGCUUUGAGUAAUUCCAAUGUCACCAUGAAAGAUAGUUCAACCUUAACAAAUGGAGAUCUUCCUCCGGUAGUUCUAACUCCACCUUCUUCCCCUGAAGUUGUAGAAAAUUUUGUUAAUAUUCAAGAUGAUAUAAAUGAAGACACAUUUCCAGAAACUCAAGAGGAGGAAUCUGAAACUGUCAGUCCUUCACCAGUCAUACCAACUGCCACUGCCGUUGCUCCCUCAUCACCUGUCAAUAAACCUAGUUGUGUUGUUUCAAGUUGCAGCUCAUCACCCCCACAAAGUGCAUCCAUGAUAAAUAUUCAAGAACUGUUGACCACAUCAAAAGUGAUGACAAAACCAACUGUGAACAAAUCUCUUGAAAUAGAAGAGAGUCAUAUCACAUUUAAUGGGCAUUUAGAAAGUGAAACACCUCCAAAUAUAGAGGAUGAUAAACCUAUGAGGAAACUGACAUAUUCAGAAGUAGCACAACGAGCAAAAGAACGUGUAGAAAAACUUGCCCAGGAAUUGAAAGAAAAAGAAAGGCAAGAAGCUGCUGCUCGCUUAAGACAACAAGAAGCUCAGAGCAGGCAGCCUGCACCAAGAAACUUCAGAGAAUUUUCUAAAGGAAGAUUUGCUGAUCAGCGUUCUCGAUUAAGGGACUUUAGAGAACGCAGGACUGGAUUUGUUAAUUCUUCUGAAUCAGUUCGUCAUCCUGAAAACUUGAACAGAGAAGAAAUUCGUGGAGAUGGCCCAAGCACUGAUGUGAAGCCCAUCAAGAAACUUGCCCCUAAAAGAGCCUGUGGCAUCUAUAUAAAAAGUACAGGGUCAGUAUGAAUCUUUUGCACAAUGCUGUGGUCGUUGGAACUCUCUUCCUCGAGACGUUAUACCGAUUAAAACACUCAAUGACUUUUGCCAUAAGCUGGUGCUAGAGUAAAAUAUUUUCUAAACAAUUCUGUUAUUUUUUUCAGCAGCUUGCUAAAAAGUGAUCGUUAAAUUUGUAUUUUUGAGCUUCUAUUUUGUCUAACGCAUCAAACAUUUUAAUCGUUAUAACACUAAACGGUGUUUCAAACGAAAACAGUCGUGCAUAGCAAGUUUCCUCGGUGAACAAGUUAUCAGUUUAAAAUGGGCUAAAUGUAAAUUUGAGUUACUUUAUAUUAUAAUAUAAAGAUUAAAAAAAAAUAAGAGGUAAUAGGUGGAAUAGAUGAUUAAAAAAAUUAAGCUUUUGCCAGCAACGUCUUUCUGUAUUACGGAUGCACUCGUAUCGAAUUGUAAUUUUGAACGAUAGAGCCGGUGACAUUAGAAACAUAUGUACAGAAAAAAAAAAACUAACUGUAUCGUAGCCCAAGUAAACUGUUUGCACUGACAUUGUUUGUGUACAAAUUGAACUUCCAUUUGAAUUUUCUGUUGUUGCUUUGUAUCAUGUGCUUUUUAAAAAACAAAUUGACAUGGUGCCAGCAGUCGGUGUGGUACUGUCCAUAAUUUCUGGUAGCGGCCAGUUAAUGUCCGCAAAAUUUUCAAAUGAAUGGACUUUUUCAUGAGAGAUGCAGAAAGAUUAUAUAAAUAUAUAUAUCAGUAUACAUUUCAGUGAGAUAGCACUGAAAAAAAUGUGAUGUAUCCACCCUUCUGCACUCCCGAAAACUGUAUAAUACAAUAGUAGUCAUAGAUCUUGUAGAUGUAUUAAUGUCAAUGGCACCCCAUGCAGAAAAAAAAAAAUGUAGGAAUACAGAGCAUGGGCCAUUUUCCCAAGAGUGGGGAGCAGCUUUGUGUGUACUUAAAAAAAAAGCUACAUAAUAAAAAAAGCUAAACAAAAAUAGUUAGCCUGAUGUUAGAAGAAAAAUAUUAAAAAAAAAAACCAUAAAUUCAAUAAGAGAGAGAAAAAAAUGCGUCAGUAAAAUUAUUCGUAAUGGGCUUCUUGUGAAAAAUGUAUUUGUGCUAUUACAAGAGGGGAAAAUCCAAUGUGCAGCUGUACAUGUUGUAAUGCCUCGAAAGUAUUACAUGUUAAGUUUCAGGAAAUAGUAAGUAGGCACUGGAUGGGAAUAUAACAUUGCAGACUGGCAAUGGAUUGUUCUUAACUUUGUACAACACGGGUUGCUAAUUAAUGUAUUGUGUAAUCCAAAAAUCAGAAAGAUAAAUGCAGAUUAAAAGUAUUGAAGUAUUUGUUAAUCGACGAAUUUCUUCACGCAAGUGAAGGAAAUGCAGUAUAAUAUAUAUAUAUAUUUAAAAAAAAAUGCAAAAAAAAAUCAUCAAUAUCAAUUUAUCAUUUGUCAAAACCAAUGGCUAUAUUUACCAUUGUCUUUCCAAAUGUGGCCUAAGAUGUUGGUUGGGUUUGGUAUGUUACCAAUUGUUGAGUUUCCUACUGUUAAAAAUACACAGCGGUCAGUAAAAUGUCUUCUGGCAAGAGCAA